This is a messenger RNA of Alnus glutinosa, 2183 nucleotides long. Its product is annotated as auxin transporter-like protein 2. Gene Ontology annotation, cellular component: plasma membrane. The record is from RefSeq and is a predicted model, not a curated record. The transcript is spliced from 9 exons. The coding region runs from base 282 to 1721 and encodes 479 amino acids. Lineage: Eukaryota; Viridiplantae; Streptophyta; Magnoliopsida; Fagales; Betulaceae.
UUUUAGAUUGAAUUGAAAAAAGUUUCUCUAAACCAAAUUGAAAAAAAACUGUCAUUUAAACAUAUCGUAAAGCCACCAUACUCAGCUCAGCCAGUUCUUUAUCUAAAGCCAGUUGUUUUUGCCAUUCGGAAAACAAGGAAGAGGUGACAAUACUCUGUCAUUUUGUUUGGAAGGCAUAUCUGUGGUAGCUUCAAUCUUUUAGCGAAAGAGACAUCUCGAACGAGGAAGUUGAAAGUGGUCUACCGGAAUUUAGACGUUGCCUUAAGAGAAAAACGGAGGCAAUGUUGCCUCAGAAGCUAGCAGAGGAAGCAAUAGUUUCCAACUUUAGCGAGACAGAGCAUGAAGGGAAGGAGCAAGAGAAAGAGGAAGACCAUUCCAUGUUUAGCGUCAAGACCUUUCUCUGGCAUGGCGGCUCCGCCUGGGACGCCUGGUUCAGCUGCGCUUCCAAUCAAGUAGCGCAAGUGCUUUUAACACUGCCCUACUCUUUCUCUCAACUGGGUACGUUUUCAGGCGUCUUGCUUCAGAUAUUCUAUGGAUUGCUUGGGAGCUGGACGGCGUAUCUAAUUAGUGUACUCUACGUAGAGUACAGAAGCCGAAAGGAGAAAGAAAACGUCAGUUUCAAGAACCAUAUCAUACAGUGGUUUGAAGUGCUUGAUGGUCUUCUGGGUCCGUACUGGAAAGCAGUGGGGCUUGCUUUCAACUGCACUUACCUCCUCUUCGCAUCUGUCAUACAGCUUAUAGCUUGUGCAAGUAAUAUAUACUACAACAACGACAAUUUGGACAAACGGACAUGGACAUAUAUCUUUGGUGCUUGCUGUGCUACCACAGUGUUCAUACCUUCCUUUUACAACUACCGGAUUUGGUCUUUUCUAGGCCUUGGAAUGACCACUUAUACCGCCUGGUACUUGGCUAUAGCAUCUAUUAUUCACGGGCAGACAGAGAAUGUGCAACAUUCGGCUCCAACAAAGCUAGUGCUCUAUUUCACUGGAGCUACCAAUAUACUUUACACGUUCGGUGGUCAUGCUGUCACUGUGGAAAUUAUGCACGCCAUGUGGAAGCCUCAGAAGUUCAAGUACAUUUACCUAAUGGCCACACUCUACGUUUUCACUCUAACGAUUCCCUCGGCCGUUUGCGUUUAUUGGGCGUUUGGAGAUGAGCUCCUCAACCAUGCGAACGCCUUGGCUCUCCUCCCCAAAACCCGCUUCCGUGACGCCGCCGUUAUCUUGAUGCUCAUCCACCAGUUUAUAACAUUUGGGUUCGUAUGUACGCCGUUGUACUUUGUGUGGGAGAAGGUGAUAGGGAUGCAUGACACGAGGAGCAUAUGUUUGAGGGCACUAGCAAGGCUGCCGGUGGUGAUACCAAUAUGGUUUUUGGCAAUAAUCUUCCCGUUCUUUGGGCCUAUAAACUCCGCCGUUGGGGCUCUUUCGGUCAGCUUCACCGUCUAUAUUAUCCCGUCUUUAGCACAUAUGCUCACCUACAGAAAAGCCUCUGCCAGGCAGAAUGCUGCAGAGAAACCUCCAUUCUUUUUACCAAGCUGGACUGCUAUGUAUGUGUUCAAUUCGUUUAUUGUGGUGUGGGUUCUGGUGGUAGGGUUUGGGUUCGGUGGAUGGGCAAGCGUGACCAACUUUUUGAGGCAGGUUGACACAUUUGGGCUCUUUGCCAAGUGCUAUCAGUGCAAGUCUCCAGCACCGCCUGCACCGGCAGCCGCCAUGCAGCACUGAGCUAACUCAGAUCAAUUUGACCCACACACCCGCCAGCCUGUGCCGCAUGUGAUGGCUAGCUUCCACCACCUUCCAAAGCUGCCGCUGGUCAUAUGUUGUGCUUUGCUUCCUUCGGGCAACCAUCACCGGCUUGUGGUCUUCACGCUCCAACAAGUGGCCUCCGCCACGGCAGUAUUUUGUUCAUUGAUUUUUUUUUUUUUUGGCUUUCCCUAGUUUUCUUCGGGCCGUUAAAGUUAUCUCCACCAUAUGCUUCAUUUUGACCCUCAUUAGUGUCUUAUUUGCUGCAAUGAUUUACCUUUGCGUAUGCUACUUCAGUUAUUUCUUUGCUAGGCUACAGAUUGAGUUAUUGGACUUUUCGAGAUUUGUGGCCAUUCUUGCAUCUUGAAGAUGCACCAUUCGUUGUGCGCCUUACCAAAUCGCCUUAAUAGACAACCAUUUUUCUUGGUCUAUGUACCAAGAAUA